Messenger RNA from Papilio polytes (common Mormon), 1595 nucleotides. RefSeq lists its product as uncharacterized. NCBI's taxonomy places the organism in Eukaryota, Metazoa, Arthropoda, Insecta, Lepidoptera, Papilionidae. The record is from RefSeq and is a predicted model, not a curated record. The transcript has 7 exons. Bases 70 to 1575 code for a protein of 501 amino acids. Gene Ontology annotation, biological process: cilium assembly. Gene Ontology annotation, cellular component: MKS complex.
AACACAAUUUGUUAUCAGUGAAUUUUUUUAAUUUUAUUCACGGCGAUAAAAUAAAAACAAAAAUAAAACAUGUAUGACUUUAAUAGUAACAAUAAACUGCCCGGAGUCUAUUGGCUAAAGCAGCCUAUCGAUGAUUUAAAGUUAAAAAUUAAAAUCAAACCUAAAGCUAGUGCGAUAAAUUUACCAAAAUACGAAGAAUUCAUGAACAUAUCAACAACAGCUGAUUUAGAUAAAAUCGAAACUGAAGGGAUUGACGAAUAUGUAUUUAAAUGGCAAGAAAAAGUUUUCAGUGCUUGGGAAAUUAAGACUUAUAGUGAUGUACACAAUUGUGGUACUGAAACUCAAUUGGACCAUCAUAAUGCAUUAAAUACUAAAGAAUAUAAACCCCAAAAAGUAUUUACUUAUAUACAUGAGGAUUCUUAUUUACCAGUACCAUUGGAUUUAAAUAAAUUUCAAAACCAAAGAAGUAAUUUUAAUCUACUUUCAUGCUUUGAGAAUUUAAGCUUAACAGAUACAUUUAGGUCAUUUGGAGGUUCAAGUUCACUGCAUCAAUUAUUCCGUAGUCAAGAAAGUGUGAUAGAAAAAUCAAGUUGGAUUUCUAUGCAUGUUGUAUUUGAUGAUUCUACUUAUACUAAUGAUACUCAACUUUUAAUCAAACAGGAAUAUAUCCUGUUGUCUUUGUACUACAAUACAACUGACAAUUAUCUUAUUAUUUCACCUGAUGUGAACAAUUUGGUACAAAACCCUUAUAAUGUGUCCACGGAAAAUUGCUCGGCCAACUUUGAAUAUGGUGUUGAAAUCAUCUUUGAUGAGUCAGAAAGUGACCAAGAUCUAGUUAAUUUGCUUAAUAAACUGUACAUAAAAUGGCAAAAGAAACACAAACAAAUGGUGAAAUUCAUUCCAGCGCCAACGGGGAAAGAGAAAUUUCAUGUUAAUAUUGAAAUUGUAUCAGCAAAUGACUUUGAUAUGGAUAACAUUUAUAUUGAAUAUGAAAUUAAGAUACCAGAAAACUUUAAAUGUGAAGAUAUUCUCCAUGGUAGAACUCAUAUCAGCAAAGCUAACAAUGGCGAUAGAUUUUGGACAUAUGGACAAAUAAUUGAAUUGGAUAUAGAAAAUGAUGAGGAAAUAGAACUAUCGCCUCUACAGUUAUACCUUGAAGCGAUAUCUUUAGACUGGUGGGGUAGACAGCGAACUGAGGGGUAUUGUUACCUACCUCUGUGGUUAAUACCCGGGUAUUAUAACAAGGUAUUGACUUGCUCCCUCCCGGAGGAGGUGGAUAAGGUGGAAGCUAAUACCCGACGAUUCUUUGUAGGAGGAUGUCAUUUGAUAAAGGAUUUGGAAGUUUUAUCAAAGCCUCAAUUACAGAAUACAAAUUUCACGUACACAGAAACAGGAAACAUAAAUCUCCGUUAUAGUGUUAUUAGGCAAGUGAACAGUUCUGUAGAAGUAGCAGCUGCCAGCAGUUCCAGCGGCAGCGCGCUGCUGCAGCGCGCCGAGCUGGUCCUCCGGGAGUACAGCCGCGCCGCCGCCAGCCUCGCUGCGGCCAUCAAACAUAUUGACUCUGCCUAUACCUAAAAUAUAAUAUUCAAAACUGA